Dreissena polymorpha is the source of this 5449-nucleotide messenger RNA. RefSeq names its product glutamate receptor ionotropic, kainate 2-like. Bases 154 to 2799 code for a protein of 881 amino acids. Gene Ontology annotation, molecular function: glutamate-gated receptor activity; transmitter-gated monoatomic ion channel activity involved in regulation of postsynaptic membrane potential. Gene Ontology annotation, biological process: monoatomic ion transport; modulation of chemical synaptic transmission; synaptic transmission, glutamatergic. Gene Ontology annotation, cellular component: plasma membrane; postsynaptic membrane. The transcript is spliced from 13 exons. The record is from RefSeq and is a predicted model, not a curated record. NCBI's taxonomy places the organism in Eukaryota, Metazoa, Mollusca, Bivalvia, Myida, Dreissenidae.
ACUUAGCUAAAGAGUUGCAACAAUCUCGAAUGUGAAUUGUUUUUGUGUGCUCUCGCUUGUGUCAAAAGGGCCUAUAUCGUUGUUUUGUGAUCAACAAGGACACCCGAAGGCUGACACGUGUUUGUGCACGUGAUCAAGCGCCUGGAUGAAGGAAUGCAGAUCUUCACGGCUGCCAGGCUCAUGCUGACAUGGUUCGGCUUCCUGCUAGUACGUCCGGGUAGCUGCACGCCAAUUAAUGUGGGAGUAUUACAAACGGCGUUCUCGACUUGGACAAAUAUCGUGAAAAUGUACGGAAAUCGGAACGGAACCACGUCGAUGAUUAAGUCCAUUCCCCUCAAUGACAGUGAGCAUACGACGCUAAACGAUCUUGAAAUUGUUCUGGGUGACGUUAGCUCAAAAAACGUCGUCUCAAUCCUCGGAUCUUAUAGCAAGAUAUACGCAACGGUCUGUGAGCACCUGCGCAUUCCAUAUUUUAUCACCAGUCCGGUUCCUCUUACGGCACUCCCGUCUCCGUUCCACGUGAGGAUGAUACCGGAUAUACGAAUGUACACGCUUGCGAUACGGGACCUGUUUCAACAUUAUGGGUGGAAGUCAGCUGGUCUCGUCUACAAUACCGCGCAUGGAUCUGCUAUAGCCGCUCUGAUGAUGGAGCAUAUCCACGGGCGCCGGGACAUAUAUGACAUCCGGACAUACGAUUUCAGACACAAUGCAUCCGCCGAUGUGAUACGGUGGGCCCUUAAGGACCUUAGACGAAAACUAGUUACCAAUUUCCUAGUCUUAUGCUCACCCAAUGUUACCGAAGUAGUUUUAACUCAGGCGUUGUACCUAAGUUUACUCUCCCGUCCGAACGGUUGGCUAGUUAUAAAUUUGGGCUCAGGAGACAUAGCGCUGUCCCAGUUCAUAGAUUCUAGGGCCAACCUCACUCUUGUUCGCCUUAUGGUUGAUCCACAAUCACCUGACUGUGCCUUAUCCGACAGUGACGUGAGCCUUACUAAUGCCGUCUUUUAUGACGUCUUCAACAUCAUCAACGGGACGCGAAUUACAGACAUGAACAAUACCCGUAUAUCACGGUUUGACAUACGCCAACAAGUCAAAACGACAGACAACAUCGGAUGUACCGGUGUCCUUCACAUGACGAAGGAGGGUAAACGCAACGAGACCUAUUUGCAAAUGAUUGCUCUCGACGGCCUUGUGGAAGGAGCCGGUUUCAAUGCACUUUGGGAAACCAAGUCUCGUUGGGAGGAUGAUUUUAGGCCAUGGCUUAUAAAACUGUCGGGUACAUGGCACAGUCAGGGUGCGAGUCAAUCAGAUCGGGUAAAACCGUCCCAGACGUAUAGUGCAUUAUUGACCAAGAAUAACGACAUAUUCGCGGACAAGAUUCUGCGAGUUACCACAUUGAUUGAACCGCCAUUUAUACAAUGGAAAAACAAAACCCCCGAGGAAGGCGAACGAAUGGGAAAUGAGAAGUUCGAAGGAUUUUGCAUCGAUAUACUGGAAGAGAUAGCAAAAAUGCUAAAAUUCCGAUACAAUAUUUCCCAGGUUCCAGACGGGAAAUUCGGCAGUUGGAAACCCCCACCCCGGGGCUGGACCGGUAUAAUCAGACAGCUGCUAGAUAAUGAGGCAGACAUAGGCCUUGCGCCUUUCAGCAUUACACCAGAGAGAAGCGAAGUGGUUGAUUUUACCAAACCAUUCAUGACCAAAGGCACCAGUGUGGUCGUGCGCAAGCCUGAACGUAGUGUUUGGCCGUUCCAGUUCCUGUCACCGCUAUCCAAACUCGUAUGGAUUGCGAUAUUCGUUUCAUUUCUUUUUAUUGGAAUGUUUUUAUUUGGUGUAACUCGAAUCACCAACGAGGAGAAAAUAAAUCCUAUGAUAGAUCUUAGAGACAGCAUUUGGUACGUGUGGGGAACCUUACUAAGAGCAGAUCUUACCGGGUCACCGACCUCUACCAGCGGCCGAAUAAUCAGUGCAUCCUGGUGGUUCUUUAGUCUCAUCAUUAUUUCCAUUUACACGGCCAACCUUGCUGCAUUUUUAACUAUUUCAAAUGCUCAUAUACCAAUUAGUUCUGCAGCAGAUCUAGCAGGGCAAAAUGAAUACAAUUACGGGACUGUUGAAGGUGGUCAAAUAGAGUCGUUCUUUAAUCAUACAAAAAUAAGCAACUAUCAACAGAUGCGGGCAUACAUGAUGAUAUACAACCCUUCUUCAAAAGUGAGACGAGUGGAACAAGGUUUCCAAAGAGCAAUGACUGAAAAAUAUGCCUUUAUCUGGGACUCCCCUACAGUGCGACACGAGACAGCCAAUAAUUGUGAUUUAAUGGAAAUUGGUUCGCCUUUCGAUUUGAAGGGGUAUGGAAUUGCCUCUCAGAAGGACUCAUUGUAUUCUGAAAAGCUGUCAAUGGCUGUCCUGUCUCUCAAUGAUAAUGGAAUCCUAUAUCGCCUGGAAGGAAAGUGGUGGCGUCGGCCUAAUUGUCCCGAUCCCAGAUCAAACGCCAAAAGCAAAGAAAUUGAGAUUGAAGUAGCGUCUGGAAUGUUUAUAGUGUUGCUUUGUGGUAUCGCGCUUUCAGCAAUUGUAUGUGUCAUACAAUACAUUGCACAGAAACGAUGUAUGCGAUGCAGAGACUUGUUCGAGCCCGUUCCAACGUCUGACUUGCAGAGCAAUCAUAAUCACACAACCACUCCUUUUGAGGACCGCAUAGACCACACUGCGAUAGUUUUAUCCCGUACGUUGAGUAUAGGUGAAAACAACGCCAUGUCGAAUAAAUGGGAAAACAUCAGCGCGUGUCCAAACGCAUUUGUAAAGUGAUUUGAGUUGGCGUUUGUUAAAUUGACAAUAGACAAAAGUUGCGGUUAAUGUAAAAACGAUUUCAAUUGCUGUCAAUGAUAUUUUUCAUAUUGUCCGUGCAUGAAUAGUAUUCCUUCAAAAUGGUUUAAAUGCUGGCAUUGUAUGACACGGUACAUACUAAGGUGAAUAGUUUGUGAAGUCAAACAAAUCAGAAAUUCUCUAAAAACGUGUAGUUGUUGUUUAUCCAGAAGCGCCUAUUGUGAAAGUUUGCCCUGUAUCAAUGGAUUUUUUUUAUUGUGUACAGUCAUAAUUAUAGGAUUUUUAAUAACUUAGUGCUUCCCAAUAUGCAUGCGUUGUAUUGUAUUCUUUGUUUGUUUGUAUAGACACUUUAACAGGCUUUCAUUAUAUUCGAUUUUUUCUGUCAUGUAGAUGUGAACCACACGAGCCGGUUUGUUUCGUUUAUCUAUAAUUGCAGAAUUAUAUCCAUACAACAUACCUAUGCAAAUGUUAGUAUUGAUGAUUCUAACAGGAAUAAGUGUAAACCGAAAUCUUAUGAAUCAUAUCAGACUGUAUCCAUCUACACACAAUCUGUUUGAUUGUAGUCAUGACCAGGUUCAUUUUUGGCAAAUUGCUAUUUUCAUAGUAACACGCAAAGGUCUAAUUUAAGUACAAAUGUUGAUUCAAAUACUUAUUUCAGCAGCAUUUAAUAAGUAUGUUUAUGAUUAAUACAAUCACCAAGACCAAUUAAUUACAGUGGUAUUGCAAGUGUUAAGGUUAUACAAUUAAAUGUAUGGUCAAACUAGACUGCAAUAAAAUGUAUUAAUCCACUACGAAAUAUCGGCCUCUAUAAUACUGCUGCAAGUUUAACCAUGCAUCCGUGUGUUUCUCAACGGUGGAUGUAAUUGUGUAUACAACGGGAGUCCAUUACACAAUACUAUAAUACGUUUUUUUUAAAAGUAUGUCUUUAAUGUAUGAGCACAUGAUCGUCAAUUUGUUUUCAUAGUCCCAGACUAAAGCGCGAUUUUUCCUGUCGUAAUGCAUUUAAUAGGAUUGUGUAUAGAUGUUAUGUCCCAAGCGUCUUUUAUGUUUUGAGUGUCAUGAAUAUUUCGUUUCUUUGUGAGUUGUACAUUAAUAUAUUAUGGUCCUACCUAUUUUAGUUUAAUAUUUUAAAGUUUGAUCAUGUAGAAGUAUGUAACACAUUUAUACAGAUCAAUUAUAAAAUAUCUAAGGUAUGUUUUAUUGUAAAUUGUCAUGUGACAUGAGACGGACAUAUUUUACGUCUUAUCGCAUGAAAGCUGUAUUAAUUAAAUCAGUCAUUGUAGUUUGAAUUUGUUUAUAGUAUUGAUAAUCUCCAGUGAAUAAAUAUUGUUGGCAUAUACACGCAUCUGUGUUGCAAGUGAAAUGAUUCCAAUGGUAUCUUUAUCCUAAGUGUGAUUCAAAUAAGUGAUUUUGUCCAAAUGUUUGAAAAUCUGCAAUAUUUUGAGACAUGUACGUGCAAUUAAGUGUAGGCAUUCAAACUUCCUUGUUAAAUUGCGUUGUAUACUCUUUGCGUCAAUAUAUAUGUCAUUUAGAAGUUGUACACUAGUACAUUAAUCAUCUGUCGACUGUUUUUUUUCUCGGUUCGAUAAAAUAGACCGAGGCUCUCAAGGAAAUCAAUAUUUGUAUACUGUUGACAGCCCCCUAAUCAAACCGGAAAAACGAUCGGUAGCGAUGCGUGCAAUUUUUUUUAUAUUCCGAUGAAUACCUUAACUAAGUUACUUGUAGUAAUCGGUAUCAACUACAAGGGACCAGAUAGAAUUCCUAUGUUUAACUCUCAAAAGUCUAUCUGACCUCUUCAAUCGCUAGGCAAUGACGUAAUUAAUUAUACACAUCAAACUGACGUAAUUAUACCAUGGUUAUUUUCUACAUUAUCUCAUUUUUAUUUUCUGAUUGAUACAUGACGUGUUGCACUCUUGAAUUGUUAUUAUGUUCUUUAGGAUUGUAACAAUGGGAACUUCUACAUAAUACAUGUACACUUAAAUGGUUUGAUCAUGUGAAACGUUAUUCCAGUCGACUUCGGAAUCUUGCAAUACAAUGUAAGACUAAAUAACUGUUGCGAAACAAACCACCGGAACAGACAGAUGUGUAUUAUUAACACAUCAUAUCUAUAUAAUGUAUAAGGUUAUACCGCAUAUGACCUAUGAUUAUACCGCCUAUGUCAUAUGGUUAUACCGCCUAUGGCCUAUUGUUAUACUGCCUAUGGUCUAUGUUUAUAUCGCCUUUGGCAUAUGGUUAUAUUAAAUAUGGGCAAUGGUUAUACCGCCUAUGGUUCAUGUUUAUACCGCCUUUGUCAUCGGGUAAACAGUUCAUAAGUCAUAUUUUCCUGCUCGUGAUAAAGGUUUAUGUUGUCUUACAAAUGUCCGUGAAAUAAAUGUAUUUUAUAUGUUCACACAUGUAUUUAUCUCUUUUGUUUCGAGGACAAAUGCAAACAGAAUGUGACACCAGUUUUUGAUUUCCUGUUAUGAACACAUACUUCUGAUCAUAAUUUAUCUGUAAGAUAUUUAGUUUGUGAUUGUGCUGCUAUUUAUUUAACAAAUAAUUUGUGUACAUAUUAUAUUGUUAGUUCUUCAAUAAUCGUGUUUAUGUAUAUACAUUAUAAUGCCCUGCUGAACACACGUUUGCAUAAGAAAUA